AUGGUGUCAAACAAAAUUAACGAAACUACAGUAGCCAAACUGAAAUCCAACUACGAGCUACUUUACGACAGCUUGAAAUGUGCCCAGACUUCUGAGAUGCGGCUUUUGGGAGAGGCAAAGAGAUGUCGGGCCGAGCUGGAGAGGCUUCGAGUCGCGGUAGAGGGUAUGGAGAAGCAGAGUAGCUCUGAGGAGCCUGACAGUGAGGUCAGUGAACUCAGGCGACAGCUUCUUCAGGCAUACAACCAACUGAGAGCAUCUGAGGAGAGAGAGUACGAGACGCAGCAUGAACUGAAGUGCCUCCAGGAAGAGAAGCAGUUUCUGGAGAAAGAGGUUCAAACAAAACCUGCUAAUCUGGAAACCGAAACAAAGGCCUUGAAGGAUAAGUAUGAGGAUCUGAGGAACGAGGUGGCCCAGAGACAACUGGAUGUCAGAAAUCUAAUGGAAGAUGUGGAAGCACAUGAAACGCUGAUAAUAAAAGAACAGGAAGAGCUGGAAGAAAAAAAGAAGAUUAUUGAACUGAAAGAGGUGGAAAAAGCUGGGCUCGUCAGCAUACCUGAUCAGAUAAUAAAGGAGACGGAGAGAAAACGCUCAAAGUGGGAAGUUGCAAUGAAGAAGAUGGAAGCACUAAAUAUGGAGAUUUUAGAAACUCAGCAGCAGAUGAAGGUGGUGGAUGAGCGUAACGAAUCCCUGAGGAUGAUGAGGGAGGAGGUGAUUCAGAAGUUAGAGGAUAUCAGAGAACAAAUAGAGGGGUGUCAGAGGGAGCAGAGGGAGCUUCUGAAGGAACAGGAGGUCAGCAGAGAAGAGUCGGCUCAAAACAUGGGCAACAGAGGUAUCUUAGAACUGAAGCUGCAGAACCUGAUGAGUGACAGAAAGCACCUGUAUGAGAGGCAGUCUGUGCAGCUCAGGGAGAAAAAUAGGGAGAUGCAAUUGCUCAAAAGGAUGGAGCAGGCACUGACCAUUGCCACUGAGCAGCUCGGACACACACAGUCCAUCUACAGUAAACUACAAGCACAGCUAGAAGCUGUUCCCAAACGAGAGGCCAGCAUUCGAAAAAGGGUGGAGCUUCAGAAAGAGGUGGACGCCCUCAACGUCAGCUUUGAAAAACAGCAGCUUUCACCGGUUGAGCGGGAAAGCCAGAAGAAGCAGCAGUACGGGAUGGUUCAGGAGCUGCUCAGGGAAUCAAACCGCCUCAGAGAAGAGCUCCACAACCUCAAAUGUCUAAGACAGAUCAAAGCAGAGGAGAGAGGCCAGAAGCACCGUGAACUGCUAAGAACAGAGCAACUGACCGACCGCAUCCAGCGGGAGCUCGGAGAGAAAGACCUGAUCAUCAUGGACCACAACAAGCGCAACGCAGAGCUACAGCGAAGAAUAACACAGUAUUCCAAACUGUGCGAUAUGUUCACGGGAGAGAAAAAUAAGUAUGUGAGACUGAAGGACGUUGCCUCGCAGACGAUCGCAGAAUUGACAGAGCAGAUUAAAGUGCUGGAAAACGAGAUGGAAAUCCAGCGCGCCAUUGCUGUCAGCAAAGACAGAUCUCUUACUAAGGCUCGAAUGAGGGUUUCUAAUAGCUCCAAAAUGAGGGAAAAACUACGUAAUGACAUCUCCAAGGUUACCUGGAAGCAAAGUCAAAUCAGUGAACAGAGCAAAGACAACAAACUAGAACUAAUAAAACUCCAACAAAUGAUUAAACUUCAGGAGGAGACACUUCUGGAACUAAACAGAAGUCAGGAAACUGUCAUCCAGCGGCGCAACUUUCUUGGAGUCCAACUCUUGGAACAGGACAAAGUUUUGUUCAAUUACCACAAGCAGAUAAACAACCUGGAGGCAGCCAUCACUAGGGGCAAAGCAGCGCUGGAGACCCUGGAAAAGAACAUGAGAGAAUUACAAUUAGAGACUAAUGAGGAGAGAAGACAAAUAGAGCAGAAGAAUAAGGAGGUGCCUCUGAAGAGAAAACUGGAGGAAGAGAUCAUCGUGCUGCAAAUACAGUUGUCAGAAGCCAGGAACAAGACCCUGGAAAGUCUGAACCGAACAGUUGGCUACAAGGAGCUAAAAGGCGAAGAUCCAUCAACUGCAGAGCUCAUCAAGAAAGUGGAGCAGCUAGAGGUGAAUCUAGCCAAGCGCGAGAGGCAGACGCUGGAAAAACAACUCCUGGUGGAGCAGGUGACCCGGCUGUCGAAGCCGCUCGGGGAGCAGGUGGAGAACUGCAGGCAGGAUAGCCUAACUCUGGCAAAGAAGCUGAACAAGGUCCGAGCCAACAUAUUCAACACAAACUACCGCAUCAUGGCCGUUUCUGCUGAACUCUCCGUGAAGCAAGCAGCUGCUUUGUCUCAGCAGCAACAGAUUAAAGAGAAAGAGUUUCAGAUGGACAGAUGCCAACAGCGGCUGGAACAGGGCCUGACGCCUUUUCCUGAGAUAGAAGAGGAGCGGAGGAGGAUGCUUCGGGACAAGAAGAGAAGACAGAGGAACAAAGAGGAGAGGCAGAGGCUUGCUGAGGAUAAAUGGAGACUGUUGCCAAAUGGAGUGUACACCACUGCUGAAGCCCGUCCCAACGCAUACAUCCCCCAGAACGGCGGUCUUCCUCUGCCCAAACCCUUCGGCGCUUACGCCCCCUUUAAGCCGUACUAACCAGGAGCCGACGUGAGACACACCAACACGCAAACCCUUGGAGAUGCAAUAAACAUCACACUACUAACAUUCCAAAAAGGAGAAAUUGAAGGGUAUAUUGCAUAA
Molecule: messenger RNA, 2730 nt
Organism: Nematolebias whitei (Rio pearlfish)
Lineage: Eukaryota; Metazoa; Chordata; Actinopteri; Cyprinodontiformes; Rivulidae
Gene: ccdc146
Product: coiled-coil domain containing 146
Exons: 22
Cellular component (GO): cytoskeleton
Source: RefSeq, a predicted model, not a curated record